UAGUUAGAAAAUGAGAAAAGGGAGAAAGAAAAUAAAUAGUGAAAGGAUAAAGCGAAAUCGUCAGGUUCUGAGCUAUCUAUGGCUUCAACCAUUCUUCCAUUAACCAACCUUCAAUUCGCUUCCUUUCAUUCUCACCACUCUCUUCCAUCCAUCGCCACGUGGGGAUGGAGAAGAGGGCAAGAUGCUGGCAUGGCUUCACAUAGAACUCAAAGUCAAGCAUUUCGAGUCCUUGCUAAUCCCAAUGUAUCUUCAGGAAAGGAUGGUUCAAAAAAGGAUGUGAUCAUGGUUGAUCCCGUGGAAGCCAAGCGAUUGGCGGCCAAACAAAUGGAAAGAAUUAAAGCAAAAGAAAAACUCAAGAAAAGACGCCAAAUUGAGGCGAUUAAUGGAGCUUGGGCAAUGAUUGGUCUAACGGUAGGCCUAGUUAUUGAAGGUCAAACUGGAAAAAGUAUUACAACUCAGCUGCAAGACUACUUUGGAGCAAUUAUUCACCUUUUUGUGAAGUAGACAAUCCAAAAGAUGCAUGGAUACACACUAAGAAAUGCAGAUUCUUUCUCACAUUCUUUGUGAAUAUAUCUGUUAAAGGUUUACCGAUAAGGUUUUUUCUUAACACACCAAACCAUACAAUUUUCACUACUCAUUUUUCCUUAUUACCCGUUAAUGCUACAUAUGUAACAUGAUUGAUUUUACAAAAUAAUUGUGCUGUUAGCCAAUUAUUGUUGCUCGAUAUGGAUGUUUACUCGCUCAUUGCUCUUUCC
This is a messenger RNA of Vicia villosa (hairy vetch), 755 nucleotides long. RefSeq lists its product as uncharacterized. Gene Ontology annotation, cellular component: chloroplast thylakoid membrane. The transcript has 5 exons. Lineage: Eukaryota; Viridiplantae; Streptophyta; Magnoliopsida; Fabales; Fabaceae. The record is from RefSeq and is a predicted model, not a curated record. Bases 79 to 504 code for a protein of 141 amino acids.